UUGCGAAUAGUCUGCAUACUGUUUGGUUGGCAACUCUGCGAUUGCGGCCACGUACCUGAGGUGUAAUUGCUUUCUCAGAUGUUUUUACGACAUUGUCGAAGAACAGAAGGCAUAUGCAAGCACUUUUGUGAAAGGCAUCUAUCAAUCUGCUGUGUUUGACGUGAAUGCAAAAUAAUUUCUAAAUGAAUGGAUAAUGUGGAUGAAAGAUAAAGAUCACAAUUUAUCAUUGCAUGGUGUUACAUCUCAUAUUCUUAAUCCAAAAUCUUCGUCAGGAAAGACAUGCGGAUCAAAUUGCCUUAGUUUUUUCAUAACCAGCAUAAAGACUCUGCUACUCAUUUCUUUUUAUUAUGUUUUUUCUAUUGGACUUACGUUCUAUAAUAGAUGGCUUUUCAAGGAUUUUCACUAUCCACUUAUUACUACGAGUACUCAUUUCUUGACUGCUUUCGUACUCUGCGGUUUUUCGCGUUUAAUCAUGUCAUAUUGCAAACGAGAUGUGCCAACAUUAUCGUGGGAUGUUUAUGCUAAAAGGGUAUUUUUAACUGGCCUAGCCAGUGCACUUGAUAUAGGAUUGUCAAAUUGGAGUUUUGUAUUUAUCACUGUUUCUUUAUAUACUAUGGUGAAAUCUUCUGCCGUUAUAUUUAUAUUAGCAUUUGCAAUUUUGUUGAAAUUAGAAAAAGCGCGAUGGAGCCUUAUUUUUGUUGUUAUUCUCAUCGCUACGGGACUUUUUCUUUUUGUUUACGAGUCAACUCAAUUUAAUUUGGAAGGAUUUAUACUAGUUCUAAUUGCUGCUUUUAUCGGUGGUUUACGAUGGACGUUGAGUCAAAUUUUAACACAGAAACAGGAAUUGGGUUUAAAAAAUCCAAUCAACCUGAUGUGGCAUUUACAACCAACUAUGUUUAUUGGUUUGUUUCCCCUCGCUGUUGGUUUAGAAGGAUUAUCAUUUUUCACUUCUGAAAAGAUUUUUGCGGCAGACGUAAUACUGAAUCAAACACCUAUUUUGCUAAAGAUUUUACUCGGUGGUAUUGUCGCGUUCUUUUUGGGAUUUUCAGAGUAUUUAUUACUCAGUAAUACCUCAUCACUCACAUUGUCCAUUUGCGGAAUUUUUAAGGAAAUUUGCACGUUGUUACUAGCAUCACGAUAUAACGGUGAUCGGUUGACAACGAUGAAUUGGAUUGGUUUUGCAGUCUGUAUAUGUGGUAUAAUAUUGCACGUCUUUCUCAAAAACAGAGCAGAAUCUAAACCAGAAGAGACUUCUGAAAACAUUACCAUGAACCUUCUUGGAGGCGAUCUCGCAUCUACUGCAGAAGAAAGUUCAGAAGAUGAAAUUUUUGAUGCCAGGAACAGAUGAUGAUGGUUUAAUCAUUGGUUGCCACCAUCAGAUUAAUUAUUAUUAUGCUCUUUCAUUGUGGGAUUCUAUGUUUGUUGUAUUGUCAGACCAGUGUCUUGUUUAUGUAAUACCGACACCAGUUGAUGGAAUGGUAUAUUGUUUUUUCACUUUUAUGUGAUGUCAGAAUCAAAUUGAAAUAAUUUCUGGAAUAUUGUAUUUCCUCUGUGCCGUAACUGCACUAUGUUUUAAUCUUUCACAUACAAAAUCAAUGUGACGUUUAUCGUCACCCUGUCGAGUAUGGGAUUAUAUCAGCUAUUUUCCCAGUAUGCAGCACUGAGAAGAUUUUUGGUAACAUAAUGGGCUUCUUGGGCGAAAUUUUUUUCCCAUACUGAUGCUUGGUCAGACAGAGUAUUUCUGUAGUUGUCGCUUUACCAUUGGUCCAAGAGAGAUGUUUCUGCUAAGAAUAAUUAAUUGUCGCCAUCACAUAUAACAAAAUUAUGAAUUUCUGGUUAGCUCUCUUUGUAUGCUCAUUAUAUAUGAAUCUUCCCUUCGGCCAGUGUAAGAGGAUUAUAGGUGCAAAAAUUACGCCUCAAAAUAGUAUGCCGAAGUAACUACAUUCACCAUAUUUCAACUUUAUUUUUUACAAAUACUAUUUAAUUGAGACUUUUGUUGUAGUCAACAUGUUAUAUGAUUAGCUUUAAAUAGUAUCAGUUCACUUAUUUGUUUCUUGACCUUUCAAUCGUCAUUCUAGAGCAAAACAUUGUGUUUUUUUAGUUUUUAUUAAAUAACACACCAUUUGCUUUGCAGGCAUCACUGGUCUUCAAAAGAUUAAUCAUUUCCCAGUUUUGGGAAAAAAUUUUCUCAUUUUUGGGGUUAUUUUAUGUUCUGUUAAAUCCACUUUGGUCUUAGAGAUGUUUGGAUGAGUUCCCGUCACAGAUUUUUAGCAACAAAAGAGUGUAACAACAGUUAAUGUAAGAGUGAACUUUUGGCAUCUGGCAUACUUCUCAUUCCACAAAAUUAUUUUGGAUUCAAGCUUCCUUAAAAAACGGACACAAUUACAUGUAUUCCUUACUUUUAAAUAUGUUCGGGUAGGACCAGGUCAUUCAUUGGUGGGCUAUAAAAUAGUAUUGUGGAGGCAAGGGUCACCAUUUAUCAAAAAGUAUCAUUGACUCGACUAAGCAAUUUACAUUAAAUUUGAAGUGCCUCUAAUUAUUGACUCAAAAUUUAUCAAAUAGUUUUCAGUAGUUCAGUCAACUAAAUGGAAUGACAUUGACCUGUCAGCAACUAACUAUCUGUGAGACUACUCUCAUUGAUUGACUUCACUCGGAUGACCUGUGACAUUGGGGGUCGAAGGGGCUACUAUCCAGCGCGCUACUGUAAACCUCCAUAUAUAUGUCUGGGCUUUGUGAGUUCUUAAAAAAGAGGCUUCAGGAAUGUAUGUUUUGAUAAUUGAAAAUAAUAUUUUACCUUAGUAAUAUAAACUCUUCAAGGUUGUGAUAUUUGUUGCAGAUUAUUUAAACAUUUUUAUAAAAACUAUAUUUAUGAAUUGUUGGAACCCUAACAUUAUUAUUGUAUUAACAUUCGGAAGAAAAUUGAAUCACCAGAUAUUCAAUUGCUUUGUAAUAUUGCAAACAUAAUCGCCUAUAGUUUUGCGGAUUUGCUAAUGAAAUGCUUGUUAACCAAUAAGUUACUUGAGGAAAAAAUUGUCCUUUAAUUUUUGCAAAUCUUAAAAUUAAUCUUAUAUAAGUGAUCGGUUCGUACUUUAAUUAUCUGUUCUUACCUAGCAGUGUUAAAAACAACCCGAAUGUGUCUGCAUUUAGAAAAAAAGUCUACAAAUAUCAAUGUAUCUUUUUUGAAUGUGACUCUACCCCUUUUCUUCUAGUUUAUGUUAUAACAUUUGUUGUUGGCGCGAUAUGGUAGUGGUAUUUAUUUUCAUGUGUUCAAAGCUUUUUUGAACCUUUAGUAAACUUGUUAAAUGAUAUAUAAAAAUGUAAUACUAGUUGGUGCAAUUAAUUACUUCUGAUUUUGCCAAAUAUAUUAGCUAGCAAAAAAUG
Molecule: messenger RNA, 3381 nt
Organism: Styela clava
Lineage: Eukaryota; Metazoa; Chordata; Ascidiacea; Stolidobranchia; Styelidae
Source: RefSeq, a predicted model, not a curated record